AUGGCAUCAAACCUCACCGUCAACCUCGGAGGCGGCAAGAAGCAGCUCAUCAAAACAACUCCCGCCAUGAGUCUCCGUCAAGUCGUCAACACCGUCUGUGAAAAGCAGAACUACCCUGAGCCAGAAAUAUACGGACUCAAGAGCGGGAAGAACUUUCUGGACCUUUCAUUGUCUAUCCGACAUGCCAACAUUGCGGCGGGGGCAAAGCUGGAGCUGGCCAAGAUUCCCAAGGAUAGAACCCUCAACUUGACACGCCGCACCGCCGUCCCACAGUCGACCUCCAAGAACAUAUUUUCGCUUCAGAGGAUCAAAAAGGCAGUCAAACCUGCAACGGAGGUCUACCUCCUCCCCAUUGUCAUUCUUUUGGAGCGCGAGUACGUUUCGAUCCAGACAUUGAAGACUACGACACUGCAGCUUGCCGGUCUUGUUCGAGGAAACUCUGCGUUCCGCGUUCUGAUGCGAUACACGGAUGCAGGAAUCGAAGACUUUUUGGAGGACAUUGAACGGGACUAUUCACAAUCAACAGCAACCGCUGCUGCACCCACCGCCACAUCCACCUCAAUCGCGACCACUGCACCUGCCAUUCCCGUCACUGACUCACCUCCCGUAUCACAGUCCCGUCCUCAGUCUCAGCGAGCUGUGCCUGAGCGACAGUCGACUCUUAAACCUGUCACUCCAACACGAAAGUUCACAACCGAUAAAACUGCGGGAGAGGGAGGCCAGUAUCUGGUCGCACACGAGGCAUACCAAGGAGGAGGAGGAGGAAGUAGCCCACCAAUUGGCCUUACACCGCGCGCUGGAGACGUCGAGGCUUCGAACCGUGAAACUAGUGUCCAAAUCGAAGGAGGUAGUGGCGAUUUGAAUAUGCAGCGCCAGACGCCGGCUCAGGACAUGACCUCCAACAUGGUUGAAAUUAACCAGGGCAUCCGCCGGCAUCAGGAACAGCAGACACAGGCUGCCCUCACCGACCGCGUAAAGCGACUUUCCAAAGCCUCGGAUAGCUCAGACAGGGACCGCUUUGUCCGCAGUCUUCCGCCAGGAUCGCCCACUCCCGAGGCGUUUACAGAAGAACCGGAAGGCUUUAUGGAUGUAGACAUUCCUCAACCUCGCUCGGAAUCGCCCAAUUCGUCGCUCCCCAACCAUGAGCAAGAAGUCGUCCGUCAGAUCGCCCACCGCGUCAGCCAGCAUCUUCGGGAUGCCCAGAAGCGCGGAGACUCGACUAUGGACUACCAUUCUUUGAUUGCUCGGGAGAUCGAGAAGGAGCAGAAGGCUGGAGUCUUGCCUACUACCCCUACUGGAAGUCGUCAAAACUCGGUGAACAAGGCUUUCGAAGAGAGCGGGAGCCCCGUUCGUCCUGUGACGCCUCAGUCAAGACAGGCAACGAUGGCUGAGGAAUCCUUCAACCGUCAAGUCAAGGUGUUCCGCCCUCCGGCUGACGACGCUACGCCACUUUCUAACCAAAUUGAAUUGCCGGACGACUUUUACGACUUGACAUCGCAGGAUAUGAUGAAGCUGAUGAACAGCCAAAAGGCAAGGCGCCAAGAAGAGGAGAACAGAGGCUUCAAGACGGCGGCGGCCAGGGCAGAGGAAGAAAAGGCCAGGGAGCGUCGUUACCCCAAGACCAUUAUCCGUAUACGGUUCCCUGACCGAAUUCAGCUCCAGGCGACAUUCCGUAGUCAGGAAACUGUGGGUGACCUCAGGAACUGGGUGUCCAAGGCUUGCGUUGGGCAAGGCGAGAAGUUUGACUUGUAUACGACGCCGCCCAAGAAGGUGCUGGCUGAUAACAAGCAGACGCUUUAUCAGGCAGGAUUGGCGCCUCAGAGCGUUGUUUACUUUACAUGGGUGGACUCGAAGCUCAACCUUUCGCCACCGUUCCUGAAUGGGGAGCACAUGAUGCUGUUGCAGGACCUUCCUAUUCCUGGCCAGGAGCCAGAGCCGAACAAUGCCACGCACACACCUUUGGAGGGCGGUCGUACGUUGAGCCAUACAGGGACUAUUCCAAUGCUGUCUAAAGAGGAUCGCCGGAUGAGCGCAGCGAUGAGCACGGACAAGCCUGCUGCUGGCAGUGGAGGAGGAUUGCCAAAGUGGAUGAAGCUGUCGAAGAAGUAA
Messenger RNA from Linnemannia hyalina, 2109 nucleotides. NCBI's taxonomy places the organism in Eukaryota, Fungi, Mortierellomycota, Mortierellomycetes, Mortierellales, Mortierellaceae. The record is from the annotation of a GenBank genome assembly.